This is a messenger RNA of Aspergillus versicolor CBS 583.65, 1609 nucleotides long. RefSeq names its product putative C4-dicarboxylate transporter/malic acid transport protein. Gene Ontology annotation, biological process: malate transmembrane transport. The transcript is spliced from 4 exons. Gene Ontology annotation, molecular function: malate transmembrane transporter activity. The record is from RefSeq and is a predicted model, not a curated record. Bases 48 to 1496 code for a protein of 482 amino acids. NCBI's taxonomy places the organism in Eukaryota, Fungi, Ascomycota, Eurotiomycetes, Eurotiales, Aspergillaceae. Gene Ontology annotation, cellular component: membrane.
UGUCUGCCUCGACUUCUCCAGCCUGAUCCAAUGUGACGACACCCGCCAUGUCUUCCAGCUCGAAUGUGCCCAGGCACAUGCGCAGCCCCGGCGACGAUGGCUACCGCACGCCCACGAUAGAAGACGCGCAGCUGAACUUCCCUGUUCUCCGCGUGUCGGACAGUCGCGGCAGCCAAGGCAUCCAGUCCUCCGCCGUCGAGCAGCUGCACAACUUGUCGCAGCGAGCGACAGACAGAGGUCUAGAAAGAGAGCAGAAGGACUGUGGCGAUUGUUCAGAGCACAACUCGCUGCACAGGACGCUCACGGGGUAUUCCGCCAAAAGCCUGAGCUGGAAGAAGCGGAUUCGCCAUGUUACGUGGGCCUAUUUCACCAGCACCAUGGCCACCGGAGGGCUGGCUAAUGUUCUAUACCAGGUGCCGUACCGGUUUCGCGGUCUCGAUACAAUCGGAAUUGUGGUCUUUCUGAUCAAUAUCGCCCUGUACCUGUUCAUCUGGGGCCUGCUGAUUGCACGGUUCUAUAACUACCCCUACACCUUUAAAGCUUCAUUUCUGCACCCCACCGAGUCUCUCUUCGUCCCCGCGUCGGUGGUCUCUUUCGGAACGAUCUUGAUCAACGUCUCCCAGUAUGGUCCUCAAAAUGCGGGGCCGUGGCUGGUUGAGGCUGUCGGGAUCCUGUUUUGGUUUGAUGCUGCCCUGGCCGUGAUAUUGUCGGCCGGUAUAUAUCUUCUUCUGUGGUCGACCCAGACUUUCACCAUUGCCCAGAUGACCCCCAUCUGGAUCUUCCCUGCUUACCCUAUGCUGAUUAUUGGGCCUCAUGCUGGCAUCCUGAGUGCCAAAUUAGACCAGGCACGCUCACUGCGUAUCAUCAUUGGAGGCACCACCAUCCAAGGCGUCGGGUUCCUGGUGUCAAUGAUGGUGUACUCGGCCUUUAUCUACCGGCUCAUGACGCAGAAACUACCAAAGGAGAACAGCCGACCGGGUAUGUUUGUUUCUGUCGGACCAAGUGGCUUCACCGUGGCCGGUAUCGUGAACAUGGCUGCCAAUGCGAAACGAUCUUUUCCCGCUGAUUUCAUGGGAAAUGGAGCCCUAGCCGCUGAUGUUUUGAAGGUGGUCGUUGACUUUGCUGCCCUGUGGCUGUGGGGCUUGGCCAUGUUCUUCUUCAUCAUUGCCAGCGCCGCCCACUUUUCUGCCUUUGGACCGGGAAAGAUGGUCUUUUCGAUGACCUGGUUCUCGUUUAUCUUUCCCAACACUGCCCUGAUCACGGCUACAUUUGCCAUCGGCCAGGCCUUCUCAUCCAAGGCCAUCAACAUCGUCGGGUGUGUAGCGGUAUUCCCGUUGCUGCUGAUGUACUUUUUUGUGUGCUACAAGAUGUUUCGUGCUGUCUAUCUUCACCAGAUUAUGUGGCCGCAGAGGGGCGAAGAUCGAGAUGAAGGUGGCUUUGAAAUACACACCAUCAAGCCAGAGGCCGAUGACUCUGGCGAGAAUAUCAUGGUAUAGCAUGUGAGACUGUCGAGCUCGUCCACUUAUGAUGUAGAAAUUGAAUGGCAUAUGCAUAUAUUCUUUUGACCUAGUACUGUAUCUCACUUUCAUAAGGCAUUAAAAUACCAGAG